Molecule: messenger RNA, 4165 nt
Organism: Anopheles bellator
Lineage: Eukaryota; Metazoa; Arthropoda; Insecta; Diptera; Culicidae
Gene: uex
Product: unextended protein
Exons: 13
Coding region: 1-3021 (1006 amino acids)
Biological process (GO): transport; magnesium ion homeostasis
Cellular component (GO): plasma membrane
Molecular function (GO): transmembrane transporter activity
Source: RefSeq, a predicted model, not a curated record
AUGUUAAAAAUAAUAUUCCCAUGCCUCGCUACCGCCGUACUGUUGUUGCUCUGCGUUACACCUGGCCAACCGUUGCCAACCGAUGGUGUCCACGCGACGCCGAAUGCACCAUUCACGACGCUCAGCGGAUCACCGGAGUCCGGCGCGACUCCGGAGACGUUCGCGAACGGCACCAACCUCGUCACGCGUGUACGGGCCGUCCCGUUUAGCGAUUCCCCCGGUGGGGCAUUUUGGACGGUCGGUGACGCGGCGGAUAGAUUAUUGGGCCGAACGGAAGACGUGCCACCGGAUUUGCGACGCUUGGUGUGUGACACGCUGGUGGCGGGUGGCCUCGGCAAGCGUGUGGAAGUGGCCCUCGUCCAAGGGCAAACGGGCGAACGGACUACUACGGUGGGUUUGAUUUUGGACAAGGACGGAAGACCCAUUCUUGGGCUUAACCUGGAGCCGGGCGGAACGCUGGAUUGCAUCUCGGGCUGGGGAGAAAGGAUUGCGAUUGUGUUUGAAUAUCGCGACUCGCGUCCCAAACGAAACAUCGAUCACCAUGCUGGGGGCAGCAAAAACGCCAUUAAGCGGCAACCGGCGGACACGGAACAGUUUAGCGAGCCGCGUAUCGACGGCUACCGCGUAGAGCAUUCGGAUAAGCACCUCGAGACGGAGGACGGCGGUGUUCCGUCGGUGCACAGUAAUUCCCCGGUGAUGUUGCGCCUGUUUGGCACGGGAAUCACCCGCGGCACGGUGAUCAUCUUUACGCACGAGCAGCAGCGCCACGGUGGACCAUGCCAGGUGCCGGUGACGGAGAAGUUUCGAGUUAUGGAGGCCGAUGCCAGCGGAACGAGCGGGCUGGUGCCAGUGGAGCUGCCGGACGUUACGAAGCACAAGUACUUUUACCUGUGCGCCAAGUACGAGGCCACUGACCCAGUGUCAACCGCGACGACCGCGACGACCACGACGCAACAGGUGCUCGAUACCGUGCAACCGUUCAUCCAUCAGGGUUCGGAACCGUGGAUGCGAAUGACGAGUUUCACGCCCUUUCUGCCUGUUUGGCUAGCGUUGAUCAUCAUUGGGGUGUGCCUCGUAUUUUCCGCCCUCUUCUCUGGGCUCAAUCUAGGUCUCAUGUCGUUGGAUCGCACGGAUCUUAAGAUCCUGUGCAACACGGGUACGGAGCAGGAGAAACUGUACGCCAAAGCGAUUCAACCGGUCCGCGAUCACGGUAACUACUUGCUGUGCAGCAUUCUGCUCGGUAACGUGCUGGUCAACUCGACCUUCACCAUUCUGCUCGACAGUCUCACGUCGGGGCUGGUGGCCGUCAUCUGCUCCACGAUAGCAAUCGUCAUCUUCGGUGAAAUCACUCCGCAGGCCAUCUGCUCUCGUCACGGUCUGGCCGUCGGUGCCAAAACGAUCUUCGUCACCAAGUGCGUGAUGCUGAUAACGUUCCCUCUCUCGUAUCCCACCUCGAAGAUCCUGGACUAUCUCCUGGGCGAGGAGAUUGGCAACUUUUACAACCGAGAGCGCCUGAAAGAGUUGGUAAAGGUUACCAACGAUAUGAAUGAUUUGGAUAAGGAUGAAGUGAACGUCAUUUCGGGCGUGCUGGAGCUGCGCAAGAAAACCGUCAGCGAGGUGAUGACACGCCUCGAAGACGCGUUCAUGCUGUCGCUGGAUGCGGUGUUGGAUUUCGAAACCAUCACCGAAAUCAUGAAAUCGGGAUUCUCUCGCAUUCCAGUGUACGAAGGGGAUCGUCAGAACAUUAUCGCACUGAUGUACAUCAAGGACCUCGCGUUCGUCGACCCGGACGAAAACUAUCCACUGAAAACGCUGUGCGAGUUCUAUCGCAACCCGUGCCAUUUCGUGUUCUACGAUCUAACACUCGACGUAAUGUUUAAGGAGUUCAAGGAGGGCCACAAAGGCCACAUGGCGUUCGUGCACCGUGUCAACAGCGAGGGCGAAGGCGAUCCGUUCUACGAAACGAUCGGGCUCGUUACGCUAGAGGACGUGAUCGAGGAGUUGAUACAGGCGGAGAUCAUCGACGAAACGGACGUGUUCACCGACAACACGCGCAAGGUGCGCCGCGACCGGAUCAAGCGCCAAGACUUCACCGUCUUCGCGCAGAGCCGUGACACGAACGCGCAGCGUUUGCGCAUUUCGCCGCAGCUCACACUGGCCACGUUCCAGUACCUUACGACUACUGUCGAUGCGUUCAAGAGCGACUACGUGUCGGACACGAUCCUGCGUCGCUUGCUCAACCAGGACAUUGUGCAUCACAUCAAGUUCAAGGGCAAGGAAAAGAACGAUGCUCGCACCAGCAUCAUCACCCGCGGGACGCAGCUCGAUUACUUUGUGCUGAUACUGGAGGGGCGCGUGGAGGUGACCGUCGGCAAGGAGAAUCUCAUCUUCGAGAGUGGCCCAUUCACGUACUUCGGUGUGCAAGCGCUCACGCAAAACGUUGGCUACGACUUUGCCGGUGAUACGCCGCAGCAAAUCAUGGGCUCGCUGCAGUCGCUGAACCGCGAUGCGAGUCUGCGCCACACGUUCAUCCCGGACUACACGGUGAAGGCGGUGACGGAGGUGCUGCAUUUGCAGAUUAGCCGCAAUCUGUACCUGGCGGCGAAGCGUGCGACGCUCAUGGAACGCUCGCAGCGUAUGGGCAGCGAUCAGAUGGAUCCACUGGAUGCGGAGGUUGAGAAGCUGCUUCACUCGCUAGAUGAAGAUGAUCACAGUAUAACGGCCGACACGACGAACCUGACCGUGCAUUCCGGCACGAAGGCCAGCAAAGCGUCCAGCAAGGCAGCCUCACCGACGAUGGCCUUAAAUGAUCAUACUAACAAAACGAAUUUCAAUGUGCCUACCAACAACCAUACAGUAUUAGUGCACGCCAAUCUUUCCAGUGCCGCUGCUGUCAACGAGAAUAAUAUAGCGACAUCCCCAACUACCGGCGGAAGUUCGACGGGCACUGCUGCUGCUGGAAACCGAAAGUCGUCGGAUUCCACGGACCCUAGCAGUGUUCCGCUCCUGUCCAAGCCAUAACGCACGCCGUACCAUAAUGUCGCCGUCGUACUGGGGUACAGCUCCGCAUCACUCCUCUAGUGUUACCACUUCGCCCGCCCGUACACGGCGCCUCAUUCGGUGGUGAGCGCGUCGGUUCGAUCCCCACUCGUCGCCGCCCAGCAGUUUAAGGGGAUUCGAGCGCUGGGAGGCGCAACUGCCGUUCCUUAUUCCACGUUGACUUUGACUCGUAUUAUUAUUGCUACUACUACUACUACUGCAACUAUUACCAAUUCUCAAUCGCUACGAUUACCACCACCACUUGGGAGCCGUUAGUAAGCCGCGUGCGCUGAAGUCCUGAUAGUUGAAGUUGCAUUUUUCGUUUUUUAUCAUCCUCUACUAUUGUCCGGUUUAAGAAUGCUGAUCCGAAGAGAAUGAAACUAAUUCUACGCGAUACGCGAUAUACAGACCGCGCUUCCCGCCGAGCGACGACCCGGCGGGAAGUGCUGUCACUUCUGUAAAUGGUUUGUAAAAUAAGGCAAAAAGUUAGUUAAAAAGCGAACAAAGUGUAUCGAAUUGCUUGAAGAGUGCCCGUCCUGCGGUGGACACUUCGGAAAUCGCAGGAUCGCUAGUCUCGUCCGUGGGGGUGAGUUGGAGCGCUAUUAUCCUAAGACAGCGUGCAAGACGUACUUACGCGAUGUGUGUUUGCGCUACACGCAACAGUUUGUCUGUCUGUGUGUUUGUGUAUGUGUGUUUGUGUGUGUGCGGACACGUGCUACGCGUUUGUUGCACUGUUUCCAAAUAAAACCAACCAAAUAGUAACACUGUUGCGGGAAAACGAAUUCAGAGUGUAAGAAAACAAAAAGCGCGGUCCCCGUCGCCGGUUAAAAGGCAAAGGAGGGCGAACACGAAAAUGGGGAAAACCCUGCAACGGGUAGUGCAACAACAGAGAGAGAUAUCGGAACAUCGUACCUGCCACACGGAACGGAAAGUUUACGCAAAAAUAAGGGCGAAGUAUUUGUUCUCCGUUUGCCUCGAGUUGAAUUGAUCCUUGUUUAGAGCGAUUGAUAGUAAAAAGAAUGAUGAAUACGGUAGAAAAAAAAACGCUACCACACAGCACCGCGUGAGUGGCGGUGCACGUGCUGAUGGUACGGAGAGUUAGCGAAAAGUUUGCGUUUUUUUGUAG